AUCGUAUUAUUUUACAAACAACUAAUUAACAUGGCUAAACGUUUUCUGAUUCUUCUUCCUCUCUUCUCAACUAUUCUUCUUCUUGCCUUAACCGUUACAGAAUCCGAAGCUUACUCGACAACAACGCCGUUUCAAGGCUACAAGCCAGAGUGCUUCACUCACCUCCACUUUUACUUCCAUGACGUCAUCACCGGUGACAAACCUACCGCCAUCAAAGUCGCCGAAGCCCGCCGAACAAACUCCCUCAACGUCAAUUUUGGCGUGAUUAUGAUCGCUGAUGAUCCGUUGACCGAAGGACCUGACCCGAGGUCAAAGGAAGUAGGAAGAGCUCAGGGGAUGUACGCAUCGACGGCCAUGAAGGACAUAGUCUUCACAAUGGUCUUUAACUUGGCUUUCACGGCAGGAGAGUUUAAUGGAAGCACCUUCGCGAUGUAUGGACGGAAUGAUAUAUUUUCGAAGGCGAGAGAGAUGCCGAUUAUUGGAGGAACCGGUGCUUUCAGGUUUGCUAGAGGCUAUGCACAGGCCAAGACUUAUAAGAUUGUUGGUCUAGAUGCCGUGGUCGAGUAUAAUGUCUUCAUUUGGCAUUAAUUAUUUCGCAUAUUUGUUGUUUAAUGUCUUUCAAAAAUAAAAUAAAUUUCACUUU
Molecule: messenger RNA, 643 nt
Organism: Arabidopsis arenosa
Lineage: Eukaryota; Viridiplantae; Streptophyta; Magnoliopsida; Brassicales; Brassicaceae
Source: the annotation of a GenBank genome assembly